Molecule: messenger RNA, 1470 nt
Organism: Cyprinodon variegatus (sheepshead minnow)
Lineage: Eukaryota; Metazoa; Chordata; Actinopteri; Cyprinodontiformes; Cyprinodontidae
Product: b(0,+)-type amino acid transporter 1-like
Exons: 6
Coding region: 1-1425 (474 amino acids)
Biological process (GO): amino acid transmembrane transport
Cellular component (GO): membrane
Molecular function (GO): L-amino acid transmembrane transporter activity
Source: RefSeq, a predicted model, not a curated record
AUGGCAAAUAAAAAAGCAGAAGGCCUUAAAAUGAAGCGUGUGAUUGGACUGGAUGGAGGCAUAGCUCUUGUCUCUGGAACCAUGAUCGGUUCUGGGAUUUUCAUGUCCCCACAGUUUGUUUUGGCCUACGUUGGAAGCCCUGGAGCGAGUCUGGUGAUCUGGGCCCUCUGUGGAGCAGUGGUUCUGCUUGCUGCGCUCUCCUACACUGAACUUGGGACCAUCCUUCCUGAAUCUGGAGGGGAGUUCGUCUACAUCCUGAGGAUAUAUGGGUCAUGCCCCGCUUUCUUUGCAGCUGUCACUUUUAUCCUGCUGGUGAAACCUUUCAGCAUCGCUGCCAUGGCCAUCAGCAUAGCAGAGUAUAGCAUGGCACCAUUUUACCCCGGCUGCCAGCCUCCUCCUCUCGCUUUAAAAUGCACCGCAGCUCUCGCCAUCCUCGUCGUUUCUUCCUUAAACAUCCUGAAUUCCCGGAUUGCUGUCAGAGUUCAAGUCAUCUUCUUAGUGGCCAAAGUUUUAGCACUGACUUUCAUUGUAAUUGGAGGAAUACUGAAGCUCAUACAGAGUAGUACCGUGUUUGUGGAAAAUUUUAAAGUAGAAAACUCAUUUAAAGAUACACAUUACUCUGUGAGCGCUUUAGGAAUGGCUUUCUAUCAGGGUCUCUGGUCUUAUGCCGGCUGGUACAACCUAAACUAUGUCACGGAGGAACUUAAAAGACCAGAGGUAAAUCUGCCCAGAGCGCUGGUGAUAGCCAUCUCUCUGGUCACUGGCAUGUAUCUGCUGGUGAAUGUUAGCUAUCUGACGGUGAUGACGCCUAGAGAGCUCAUGUCCUCCACCGCUGUAGCCGUCACCUGGGGGAAUAAGGUGUUGGGAAGUUGGGGUUGGAUCAUGUCGCUGGCUGCAGCCCUGUCUGCCUUUGGUUCCUUAAACGGGACAUUCUUCAGUGGGGGCCGAGUGUGCUUCGUGGCUGCCAGGGAGGGCCACAUGCCAGAUAUUCUCUCCAUGGCUCACGUCCACCGGCUGACUCCCUCUCCGGCUCUCAUCUUCACAACUAUUAUCUCCUUGGUUGUGCUGAUCCCCGGAGACUUUCAGAGUAUCGUCAACUACUUUAGUUUCACAGCCUGGUUUUUCUAUGGUGUCACGCUGUCUGGACUGAUUUAUCUCAAAAUAAAGAAACCAGAUCUCCCCAGACCAUACAGCGUUCCCAUUGUGCUCCCUAUACUAGUCCUGCUGGUGGCAAUUUUCCUAGUUCUGGCCCCCAUCAUAGAUCAACCUCAGAUUGAAUACCUUUAUGUGGCUUUAUUUAUUCUAAGCGGUGCAAUAAUCUAUGUACCGUUUAUACAUUUCAAGCUUUGUCCUGGAGUUUUUAAGAAGGUGACAACAUUCCUGCAGCUGUUUUUGGAGGUCGCUCCAGCAGAAAAAAACCUGUGAUUUUUAAGCCGCUGAAUGAAUCCAUAAAAGAAGCCAAUUAUGAUG